UGCAUUCUUGUGAAAAUUCUAAUGAGAAUUUUAAUAAAACAUACGCAUAUAGUGCAGAUUGCUUCCGAUAAGUCAAAAACAGAAAGAAAAAAAAAUCAUGAAAAAUACGUAUCGUUAGUUAUUUAAAAUUGAAUUCGACCAAUAAAUGCUUGUCUUUGCAUUAUUCAUUCAUCGCCGGCUAAUUGGAUUCAACUUUGGUCUGCGCAAACGCUUGAGCUACGAAUUUUGCUUGUGUGUGUCUCCUCUGUUAAUCAUCGGCAUGAAACAUGUUGUUACUAUUUUUCUCUCUACUAUCUAUCAAUCAAUAUUGGUGGUACCCGUUCCGCAAGGAAAAAUAUUUUAUUAAGAUAAAAAAAAUUGAAAGUGUAAAAAAUCGAUCAAUUAAAGCGAAUGCAUUUGAUUUAGUGUUUAGUUUGCCGGUUUUCAAUUGCACAUAUACUUAACGGAAGCCUGAAAUCAUCGCUCGAGCUCAAGUCCAUACAAUUAUAUGUAUAUAAUUAAAAACCUACAGCAAAUCACCAUCAAAUUAAAUUAGUGUUCACUGUUGGAGCAUUCACUGUUGCUGCUACAGCCGUCAACUAUUACAACUACAAAAUAAAAGACAAUAGGAUAACCGAACAAACCUAAACGCACCACAACUGCUGGCCAAUAUCCACUUUUGGGCUGGUGCAGUUAGGGUUAUGGUAGUUUUAUUGAACGCAAAGAAGACUAGCUACAAAAUGAUGGGUAGUACAGCUGUGCCACGUAAUGCAUACCCAAAUAUUUCGCCAUCAGUGUCAGUUAAAGGACCUCAAAGGACUGUAAUGUCGAGUCCUGCGGCUAGUAAUAUAACCGGUGCUCCAUAUAGAGGAACCAAUUGGACCCAACACGGUUACAACGCGCAACAAGCAUAUAGAUAUACAUCUCCAUUGCCGCAGCCGGCAUAUACAACAUACACUGCUUCUCAACAGGCCACACCGUAUGGUCCACGUGUUCCAACAGCUGCAUCUCCUAGUAAUACGAAUUCUAGUAGCUCCUCGAAUACUGGCUCCCAAAGUGGAACAAUAAGCACUAGUCUCAGCAACACAAACACAAACACGACAAUGGGUCCGAACGGAACGCCUCAAGUACAAGAGACUUUAUCGAAAACAAAUUUAUACAUUAGAGGUCUUCAACAAUGCACAACAGACAAGGAUUUAAUUAACAUGUGUCAACAAUAUGGAAACAUAACUUCAACAAAGGCAAUUCUAGAUAAACAAACGAAUAAAUGUAGAGGAUACGGAUUUGUUGAUUUUGAAUCACCUGCAUGUGCCGAAGGAGCUGUUAAAGGUCUUCAAUCGAAAGGAAUCCAAGCUCAGAUGGCCAAAGUGGGUAUCUGGAUGCUACAUAGGCCGGCCAUUCAACAAGAACAGGACCCAACCAAUUUAUAUAUAGCGAAUUUGCCUCCGUCGUUUAAGGAAACCGAUUUAGAAAAUCUUCUUUCCAAGUAUGGACAAGUUAUUUCAACUAGAAUUUUGCGUGAUCAGCAAGGACAGUCAAAAGAUAUAAAUAAAGGCGUCGGAUUCGCCCGUAUGGAAUCGCGUGAGAAAUGCGAACAAAUCAUACAAAUAUUCAAUGGCACUCAGUUGCCAGGUGCUAAGGAUCCAUUGCUUGUCAAAUUUGCCGAUGGGGGAUCAAAGAAAAAGAAUGCGUUUAAAAACCAAAAUGAUCCCAAUACACGGACUUGGCGCGAGGUGACUGAGACAAUGCAGGGUAUUCCAGUUGCAUAUGAUACAGCUCUUCCACAAAAUGGUGUUAAUAUGAAUGUCGGUACACCACUUAGUGUUCCGUACACACGGUUUGGCGCACAACCAGUUGGCAGUUAUGCUAUGCCCGGUUCACAAUGGGUGUCAGGCUAUAUGAUGGCUCAACCGAUGGCACAAGUAGAUGAUCAAUAUAUGCAAAUGGCGCAACAUCUAAGUGUGAGUCCAGCAUUUAAGCCCGAAUCUGUAUCACAGGUACAGCCCCGUGGGGUUUCGAUGAUUAUGAGUAGUGAAGCUGGUGCUGUACCGUAUGGACACAUGGUGCCUCAAUUAGCGACACUUCAGAUUAAUUCACCCUAUAUCAGUCCACCGUAUCCAUACUAUCCCCCGGCUAUAAUACCAACAAUGCCAAUGACUGAUACUGAACAAGCUAGUAACACUGCUUCACCUGAUGAGGCAUAUACCCAAUACCAACAUCUUGGUGCUACCAAAUAAAGCAGAUAACUUCAGUAUAUUUAAUCUCUGUAGACGUGGACAUCAUACAUACCUCAUCAAAAUCGAUGCGAUUUUUUAAACAGACAAAACUGAAAUGCAUUCAUCUCUUUUUGAAACCAAUUCGACUGAAAACUUUUUUCAUGAGACGCUAGAAGAACCAUGUAAUCUAUGUUUUAGACAUACAUUACAUUUGAAUAGAUAUUUAAAAAAAAGAUGAAAAUAAAAUGGCUGAUGUGAAAUUUUUAGUGAACGCAAACGUUCACUCACAAAACAAGAUCGAGAGAAUGAUAAAUUCCAAUUAGUGGAAAUGAGCUAGUUUCGAGGAAAGAUUAGAAAAAAAAACAUUGUAUUUUGCAUAAAAAUAAAACGACAAAAAAUGGAAAAAAGAUGUGUGAAGAAACUUGACAACCGAGACGCAGAUUAGAUGAGUAUGAGAAGCAGAGAAGAAAAUAAAUCGCUGAUACUGGAAAAUAAAUUGAUUUCAAUUUGAUUUUGGCCAAGUUAGCCACAAACGGCUGUAUAGUUACAGAAAAAUGAAUAGAUCAGACAUUUUUAUCGAUGCAGUUCUCCAGAUCAAUAAACGAAUGGGUGCAUGUUUUGAUUUAGAAUAAUCACUUCAUUCGCAGUCGGUCGCAUAUAUAUACACUCACACACUCACACACAAACACACACAUUAAUUAUACUAGAUUAGAUCGAACGAAGGAGGUGCAAACGUCAAACGACAAACAACAUUGGGGAAGCUCUAUGUUCGCUCUCAUAGAGAGAUUUAAUAAGAUGAUCAUAAGCUCUCCAUUUCUACCAAUUUGGCGAGUAUUUUGUCGAUUUAAUUUUUGAAUUGGCUAAGGAUCCCUGUACAGUUGAAUUCUAGAAAGCAAAGAACAAGACUAAAGGUUGUUCUUCAGUCCUUUCCUGUUGACGUACGAAUCGAUAAAUAGAGUUAAUUAUAUUCAAAUAAUGCAAACUCGGGAUGUUGGAAAUGAAACACAAGCUCACAAACAUUAUUGAGUCAUUAAAUGGUGCAAUGUUGCCAUCGGCUGAUGAGCGUCAUGAUGUUUGGAGGGAAAAUAUGGAAUAAAAGAUUGAUAUCUCGUUUAAAAAAAAAAAGAAAAUGAAAUAAAACUUAGAAUUAAUAUUAGUUUUAGGUUAUGAUAAUUUAAUCUAGAUUUUAGCUAUCUAAAAAAUACAUUUUCUCUGUCUUUCUUGCUCUUCAACAUUUCGAAAUUCUUAGGACCUCCCUUUUCCAUUUUCAAACUUAAUUUGAGAAAUUAUCAGACCAAUUUUUUUUAUUAUGUCACAAAAUAUCGGAACGGUAAAGUACUAUAUUUUCUUGAUUGUAGGAAUGCAUUCGUCACAAAUAACGUUCAUUGGUUCUAAUUUCAAACUUCGGCUCACAAUUCGUUGACAUCCAAUUUCUGUUCUCCAUCAUUUUAAACAUAUAGCUGUGGUGUUCCACAAAAUACAAUAGAAUUCAAAGAAACAAAUGACAAAGUACGAACACUAACUAAGAGCGAGAAAAGCGAUUCCUUAUUUAGUAUGUAAUUUAAUGUAUUUUAUUCUUCUUUAUUUUUUGUGGACUCUUCAAAUGACAAGUUUUGUUGUAGGAUUUUUUUCUUUUUUCUUAUGAAAAAGAAAUGAAAGAUGUGAUGUAAAAGAUGAAAAAUAAGAGAUGAGACGUGCUGAGAAUCAGACAACAAA
This is a messenger RNA of Sitodiplosis mosellana (orange wheat blossom midge), 3911 nucleotides long. It is a transcript of the gene shep, whose product is annotated as protein alan shepard. The coding region runs from base 681 to 2216 and encodes 511 amino acids. The record is from RefSeq and is a predicted model, not a curated record. Gene Ontology annotation, cellular component: cytosol; ribonucleoprotein complex; nucleus. NCBI's taxonomy places the organism in Eukaryota, Metazoa, Arthropoda, Insecta, Diptera, Cecidomyiidae. Gene Ontology annotation, molecular function: poly(A) binding; poly(U) RNA binding; mRNA 3'-UTR binding. The transcript is spliced from 12 exons.